Messenger RNA from Ziziphus jujuba (common jujube), 2032 nucleotides. RefSeq lists its product as uncharacterized. Gene Ontology annotation, cellular component: membrane. Gene Ontology annotation, molecular function: molybdate ion transmembrane transporter activity. NCBI's taxonomy places the organism in Eukaryota, Viridiplantae, Streptophyta, Magnoliopsida, Rosales, Rhamnaceae. The record is from RefSeq and is a predicted model, not a curated record. The transcript has 8 exons. The coding region runs from base 126 to 1505 and encodes 459 amino acids. Gene Ontology annotation, biological process: molybdate ion transport.
UAUAUAUAUAUAUAAAUAUAUUGCAGGGUCCUCAGAAACUCACUGGUUGUGAUUUUGGAGCUCAAUUAGCUGCUUCUGUCUUCUUCUUCUUCGUGUUCUUCUUCUUUUCUCUCUAUCUUGCCACAAUGGAGAUGUUUUACUACCUGGUUUUUGGAGGGUUAGGGGCUGUUGUGGCAGCAUUGGAGCUGAGCAAAAACAACAAAGACCGAAUCAAUACCUCACCAGCUUUCAGUUCCUUCAAGAACAAUUACCUUCUCGUUUACUCUCUUAUGAUGGCGGGGGACUGGUUGCAGGGUCCUUAUGUUUACUAUCUCUACAGUACGUAUGGCUAUGGUAAGGGUGAGAUUGGGCAGCUCUUUAUUGCUGGUUUUGGCUCCUCCAUGUUGUUUGGUACAAUUGUUGGAUCCCUGGCUGAUAAACAGGGUCGGAAGAGGGCAUGUGUAACUUACUGUAUAACUUACAUACUAAGCUGUAUCACCAAACAUUCUCCUCAAUAUAAAAUUUUGAUGUUGGGACGUGUUUUGGGAGGUAUUGCCACGUCUCUUCUGUUUUCGGCAUUUGAAUCCUGGCUUGUUGCAGAACACAACAAGAGGGGUUUUGAACAACAAUGGUUAUCAAUAACAUUCUCGAAGGCAAUAUUUCUUGGCAAUGGCCUUGUUGCUAUUGUCUCUGGUUUGUUUGGAAACCUACUUGUUGAUUCACUGGCUCUUGGGCCUGUGGCACCCUUUGAUGCUGCUGCGUGCUUUCUUGCAAUUGGCAUGGCUAUCAUUUUAUCAUCGUGGUCAGAGAACUAUGGGGAUCCUUCAGAGAGCAAGGACUUGCUUACUCAAUUCAGGGGUGCUGCUGUGGCCAUCGCUUCUGAUGAAAAAAUUGCACUUCUGGGCGCAAUACAGUCUCUGUUUGAAGGUUCUAUGUAUACCUUUGUGUUUCUCUGGACUCCUGCUUUAAGCCCAAAUGAUGAGGACAUUCCACAUGGUUUUAUCUUCGCAACAUUCAUGUUGGCUUCAAUGUUGGGAAGCUCCCUGGCAUCUCGGUUGAUGGCUCGCUCAUCGCCUAGAGUGGAGAGCUACAUGCAGAUUGUUUUUGCCAUCUCCUCUGCUUCUCUCCUGCUUCCCAUUUUGGCAAAUUUCUUGAUAGCACCUUCCAACGUCAAAGGUGGGAGCAUCUCAUUUUCAGGUUGUUUCCAGCUUCUUGGCUUCUGUACCUUUGAGGCUUGUGUUGGAAUAUUCUGGCCAUCCAUCAUGAAGAUGAGGUCCCAAUACAUUCCUGAGGAGGCCAGGAGUACCAUUAUGAACUUCUUCCGUAUUCCUCUGAAUAUAUUUGUCUGCAUUGUGCUCUACAAUGUUAAUGCGUUCCCAAUCACUGUAAUGUUUGGUAUGUGCUCGAUUUUCCUCUUGGUGGCAUGUUUCUUACAGAGGCGGCUCCUGGGGCUUGCAGACAAGCCAAAGAUAGAAGAUUGGGCAAUGAAGGAAAGGGACUCCGAGGCAGAGCCAUUGAAUGUCUAGUUUAAGCUCUAGCCGACAGACCACCAGAUUCUUUUAGAGGUUGAAAACCAUCUGAUUCAUACUAUAUACUGCUGCAAUUCCUGUAUUUGAAGAAGUGUUCAUUUAACAGUGAAGACAAUGUAUAAGAAAAUAGUGGUCUGCCCAGCAAAGAAAUGGGAGAGGAAGAAGAAGGAUCACUUGAAAGUUCGGGAAAAAUUAAAAAAAAAUAAAAAAAUAAAAAAAAGAAGAAGAAAUUUUUGGCUGUCAAAUUAAUCAGUCCUAUAGUGCAUUAGUUUCAGCAAUUAAAGUCGGGAAAGAAGAAUCUGCUCUUGUACGUGGCCAGUGUUAUUAUUCUUUUCUACAACAUCUAUAGCUUACAUUUUUAUUCAUUAAGAUCCAACUCAAAACUGAAGCAAUGAUUAGCUUAAAGCAUUUUGUUUAUGGUUUUUAGUUUUUUACUUUUACCUUGUGCAACAAGCAAUUUGGAAAGUUUGUAUCUUUAUUGAUGCUGCAGAUGCAUACUUCUAAUUUUACUAUUUUUAUCCUUA